Chironomus riparius is the source of this 4821-nucleotide messenger RNA. NCBI's taxonomy places the organism in Eukaryota, Metazoa, Arthropoda, Insecta, Diptera, Chironomidae. The record is from the annotation of a GenBank genome assembly.
GUGAGAUUGUGUAUUUGUUCAUUUUUUUAAUUUUUUUGUGUUUGGGUGAAGCGACCAAAAUAAAUCAUUGAGAACAUUUUUUUUAUUUUUCUUGUCAAUGAGAUGAUAAAUAAAUGCGCUAAAACAUUGGAUUAAUAAGAUUUUUCAUUUAGAAAUGUUUAGUGUCUAAAUCAUAAACCAUCAUUAAGCAUACAGGAAAAAGUGUAAAUUCUUCUUUGUGUUUUUCUUUUCGGUGGAAUGAUAAAAGAAUAAAAAAAAAGCGAAAGAGCGAGAGAGAGAACAAAAUGGAGUCGGGAUAAUUUAGUGUGUUUAAGAACGACCAUAAGCAUUAAUCGACAGUUUUUAUCAUGAAAUGCAUAGUUGAAUGAUUAUCAAGUCGACUUUAAUUCAUCAUUUCAUCAUCAUAGUUCAAUCUAAUUUAAGCAACAUAUAGCAAAUUCUCAUAUUACUCGGUAUUAUCAUGCACUAUAUAUGGUUCAAUGUCUAUAAAUAAGUUCAUUGAUAAAAAAAAAAUGAGAAAAAAAAAUUCAGCACAGCAAAAAAAUAAAGUUAUAAAGUGAAUUUUAGAAAAUGAUAGUUUUGUGUAGAUGAGAAAGAAGCCAGAAUAAAAGGAAAAGAAAAGAAGAAAAAAAUCAAUUGUACAUGUGUAACGUAUAGUGUUGGUGAUUAAUAUUAUCAGAAAUUAAGUAGUGUGAGUGCUCUUGUAAUAAAAAUAGAUAAUAAUCGUAAAACAAUCAAACAAAAAGUCGAGUCACAGAAAAUAAUAAAAAUCAAUUGUAAAAAUUUCUUUCCCUCCUUUUUGCUACGAUGAAAUUCUGUGAAUGUUAAUAUUCGUACAUAAUAAAUACAAAUUAGGACUAAAACAAGAAUAAUAUUUGCUAAUCACUACUCGAGAGAAAAAAAAAGUCGAGUGUAUAUAAUAAGAAGUCUAUUAGAAUUAAUGAAAGUGAAUUCGUGUGCUUUUUUUUCUUAUUACUACAACUGGAAUCAAAAAAUCAGCGAGAACUGUGGAAUCAGUUUUGCAAAUAGAGGAAAAAUUACAUAAUUCUCAAAUGUAUAUUUGAGAAAAAUGCCUCACAUGAUGCAAACUACGGCAAAACAGCAAUCUCAGAAACAACAGCAAGGAAAAGGAUCGCUUCAACUAAAGGAGAUUUCUAUAAUACCAAUAACAGCUGCUCCUGUCAAUAACCAAAAUUCUCUCGUUGUUGAAAAAGCCACAAACUCUCAUCAAUCAAUGGCUGAUGAUGACUCGGCCGAGUUGUUAAGGAAGAAACGUUGUACGGAUAGAUACGAUUCUUCUGAAUCAUCUGACAGUGGUGUCGUAACCAUGAGUGCAGAUUCAACUGCAACAAGCGACUCAUCAGAUCCAGGUUCACCAUUUAGUAAUACAUCAGUUUCAACAUGUACGGAUGAUGUGACAGCACAGAAAUCAAAUAAAGCAAUUGCUAGCCAAACGAUAAAUGGAAAGGCACUUAAAAGGCAAGCACAAGUGACAGAAAAGGGUGAUAAGAAGAGGGUAAGAAAGGAGAUACCAAGCAAGAAGGGGAAUGUUGAAAUUAAGUUGAUUCCAAUAAGCGCAACACAAUCGACAUCUUCGGCGAUAACGACUGAGAGUGUCGUGUCUACUAUAGCCAAGAAAGCAAAUUUGGUCAAAAGUACAUUAUCAGCAAUAACAAAUAACAUUAAUGUGUUCAAAAAUCAAGCAAAACCUGCCAUUAAUAAUCAAUCACAGCCAUCACUCGUAAUUCCAACACAAACGCAACAAACUCAAAUGACGAAUGUGAGUUCAUCGACGGGUCUAGGAACAACAAUCAGUAAAUUGACUGACUAUUAUAAACUUAAAAAGGAUCUCACGAAUAAUUCGAAUAUUGAAAAGUACUGCAAUAUGCUCUUAAGUUUACAGCAACAACAAACAAGUGCCAAACAAAAUAACCAAAACUCGGUAAAAACAAAGGAAUUAACAAUUGCAACAGCAAAGAAUAAGAUUGCUGGUGCGACCACAAUCACACCGAUUACGAGUCAAUCACAAAAACCGCCAUUAGUGAAAGUAACAAAUGCAAAUCAAUCUGUGGCAAAGAAGUCAUUGAUGAAUGAGAAGAAGACGGCAAAAAUUGCUCCAAUUAUUCCAGUUGCACGUAAAAGUUCUACAAUUACGACACAAGCACAAUCAAUCCAACAGCCCGUAAAAAUUUCUCCAAAGAAACCAGUUUCUAUCGCUCCAAGAAUUGUCGCAAAGACAUUGCCAAAUAAUGGCAAUGGUAACAAAAAUCCUACAGCAAUAAUUCAUCCAAAAGCAGCAACUGUUUCGAUGACAACAAAUUGUAAUUCAAAUGAUAAAUACAAUAAUUCGAUAGGAUCCUUAUCGAACAUAUCAGUGUCUGAACAACUACAACAGCAGCAACAGCCGACUGUUUUACUAGCUGCAAUUAGAAUUCCUAAUCAAUUACCGACAUCAACACAACCACCGCCAUUAAAGAUCCAAAAUGGAUUAAUGCAAAAGUCUUCAACCACAAUGACUACAAAAUUGGCUCCGCUCUUACAAUUUCAUACACAGCAAAUGAUUCCGAACUUAAUACAACUGCCAAACUUAAUUGCUACAACAAAAACGAAGCAAACAGCACAAAAUUCGCCAUUGCAUCAAAAUCUCAUGCUCAAUAAUACUCAAUUGACACAACAACAACAGCAACAAUUAUUUAUGAAUGGUGCUGUAAUUAAAUUGCAGCCUGUAUCAACGCAACAAACCCCAUCACAAACUGUCACAUCAUCGACAACUGUAGCCAACAUGACUUCAAUUAAUGGAACAACUCAGAAAUUUACUAUACAGCAGCAACAGCAGGCAUUUACUGCACAACUACCAGCACAACAUAUGCAACAAUUAUUUAUGACGACACCUGUUCUCUUUAAUACAUCAUCCAUUCCGACUGUACUUACAUCACAACUUGCAGGACUGCAACAUGCAUUUAAUCAGCAACAGGCUGCUGCCGUCGUAUCUGCCGCUAUGUCGAUGCCACCAGCAUUACAACCAAUACAAUCGUCUCUGUUAUCGUCCUCAUAUUCAACAAGCUCAUUGACAUCGACGACAAAUAGUAUUCAACUGCCCAGUUUUAGUACGCUUAUACAUAGUCAUGCUGGAUUGCAAGCAGCAACUGGUCAACAUCAUAUCCAUAAUACUCAUUUGCAACAGAUUCCAACAUUGAUGAAAAGUUGUGGUCAAACAUCACUUCCGCCAUCAUUAACAAUUACGUCUGGAUUUGUUCCAAAUACAACGCCAGUUUCUCAACCAAUGCAACACGUUCAGUCGCAGCAUCAGCAACAAAAAGUAAAUGUACCACCACAAGCAACAAUUGCUCCCUCACAAAAAGCCAAUCCACCACCUCCUUUAGCUCCUGCAUCGCAUUUAGGUUUAACAAAUUUCCCAAAACUCAUAUCUGUUGCUAGUUCCUCAUGUCAAACCUCACCGAAAUCACCUCCACCACUCAUAAUUCCACAAAAGGUUUCAUUACCGCAUGGAUCUCCCAUUGUCACACUCCCACAAGCCCCAGUAAAACAGGAACCAAUCAUGAAUGGUGAAAUUCAAAAAACUAAUGCAAUUUGUAUUGUUCCACCGCUUCCAUCACCGGAAAAGAUCCUAAAAGUGGAAACACAGGAGAAAAUAACAGUUAUCGAAGCAUCAAAAGAUUCAAUAAAAUCAGCUAUAACAAUUACCGUUGAGGAAAAGGCAACAGUUGAAUGUGCCAAAUCGCCUAUUUUAUCACAACCGAAAACAAUUCGUUUUCCACCCGUCAAGGGAAAAGUUACUGUAUGGAAGAAAUGCAUAAGAAUAUCAAAGACAGGUGUUUGUAAUUGGGAAAAGUGCUCGAAGCAAUUUGACUCAAAUGCCGACUUACUGGAGCAUUUACAUAUGAAUCACAUUAAUGAACAAGGGGGACCAUUUAUUUGCUCAUGGCGCGAUUGUAAGGUUAAUGGACGAGAAGGAUCAAAAGGAUGGCUUGAACGUCAUGUUAUGUCACAUGUUGGUUCAAAACCAUACAAAUGUAUUUUUGAUAGAUGUGGAAGUAGAUUUAGUAGUCAGGUUCAAUUAGAGAAGCAUGUGAAUGGACAUUUUAAUAGCUCAGACCAACAAAUAAACUGUAAGAGACCUUCCGAUCCACCGAUGCCAAAGAAAGUUAAGAAGGAUCAAAAGAAAACCAAAGUUCGCCGUCAGCCUUGGUCUGCACGGCGAUUUGAUUUCUUCGAUGUUGGUAUGAUGGACGUAUUGCAAUAUCGUUUAGAGAAGGCAGAAAACAUUAUGCAUGGACGAGAGAUUGAGGUUACAUUUAAAGGUCGCAUUAUUGGCAAACGACGAGCUAUUAAUGGCGAUGACGAAUUUCAAGUCACAUGGAGUCCUUUAAAAAUACUUGGUGAUGAGUGGAUGAAGAAGCCAGCUGAUGCAUAUAAGCCGAAUUUCCAAUUAGUUAAACACGUUUCAAUAAAGCGAAUGAGCCCAAUGCAGAGAAUUGCAUUGGAAGAAUAUGUGAAUACAGUAACUAAUUCAAAUCAUAAAGGACCGAAUGGAGUGAAACAAUUGAGAAAAUGUUCGUCAACAUGCUCAUCGCAAGCAUCUGUAACGUCAGCAUCCACGUGACCUUCUUAUAAUAAUAUUAUCUGCACUGUCGUCAAGGAACUGCCGAAAAAAGGACGAAAAUGUCGAAGACUUGUACAGAAAUUGUAGAACUGAAAUGAAUAUACAACUUUUUGACUGUAAGAAACUACCGAUUUGGAUUUUUUAAAUAGACUUUUAAACUUCCACGCGGAAGGGUUAUGUUUAGUUGAUUAAGUAUG